GAAUCUGUCUCUGGCGUCUGUGUCUGACAGGGGGUAAUAUUUAUUGAUAUCCCCGGCCGCUGCCCGCCUGUGCGCGGCUCUCGGAGCGGACCCCGCUGGAGCCGUUUCCCCCGCCGGUGGUGAUGGAGCCGCGGGCGCGCUGAAGCCGCCGCAGCCGCCGCGACGCACAAAAGCCAGGGCUGGGGAUGAGACGGUGAAGGAGGAGGAGGAGGAGGAGGCUCCUUGCAUGGGCUAGCCCCGCGGUGGUCAAACUAACUCGCCCUAUAACGAUGUCGAAGAGCCUCAAGAAGAAGAACCACUGGACCAACAAAGUCCACGAAGCGGUGAUCAGUCGCGGGAGGGACGGGGAGCUGGGCUGCGAGCUGCGGGGCGGCGCGGAGCACGGACAGUUCCCCCACUUCGGCGAGGUGAAGCAGGGCAAGGGGCUGAUCCAGAGCGGAAAACUGGCCCAGGAUGAACUGCUGCUGGAGGUCAACGACAUGCCGGUGGCCGGGCUCACCACCCGGGACGUGCUGGCCGUGAUCAAGCACUGCAAAGACCCGGUCCGCUUCAAAUGUGUCAAGCAAGGGGGAGUGGUUGACAAAGAUUUGCGGCACUACCUGAACCUGCGCUUCUCCAAGGGCUCGGUGGACCACGACCACCAGCAGAUCAUCAGAGACAACCUCUACCUUCGCACCGUUCCCUGUACCACCAGGCAGCCUAAGGAGGGGGAGGUACCAGGGGUGGACUACAACUUUGUGAGCGUGGAGCGUUUUAUGGAACUGGAGCAAAGUGGAGCCCUGCUAGAAAGCGGAACUUAUGAAGACAACUUCUACGGUACGCCCAAACCUCCAGCUGAGCCCUCCCCGGCAGCCCCCCCUCUGAAUGUGAGUGAGGCCCUGCUUCCCGGAGCCCGGCCCAGCGCCCAGGGCAAGAGAAAGAGAAACCAGUCAGUUAGCAAUAUGGAGCAGCGAGCCAGCCUGGAGCCGCCUGAGGAGGAAGAGGAAGAGAUCCCGGUCGUCAAUGGCAAUGGGGUGGCUAUUACACCAGAGUCCAGUGAACACGAGGACAAGAGCACAGAUGCCUCUGGGGAGGUUGCAGUGGAAGGGUCCAGCCAGACUCCAGCCUCUGCCGAGCCUCCAACUGACGGGGAGGAGGCCCCAAAAUCUCCCUCCAAAUCCCCCACCAAAGUCCCCGACGCGGACGAGGAAGAGCUGGGUCCUCUGCCCGACAACUGGGAGAUGGCCUACACGGAGAAGGGAGAAGUUUAUUUUAUAGAUCACAACACCAAAACUACGUCAUGGCUCGAUCCUCGGCUAGCAAAGAAAGCAAAGCCGCCGGAGGAAUGCAGAGAAGACGAGCUGCCCUACGGCUGGGAAAAGAUCGAUGACCCCAUCUACGGCAGCUACUACGUAGAUCACAUCAAUCGAAGGACUCAGUUCGAGAAUCCUGUCCUGGAAGCAAAGCGACGCCUGGAGCAACAGAGACAGAUGCAGAGCCAGGGACUCUCUGCUCUACCUUUACCCACAAUAUACAGAGAGAAGCCGCUGUUUACGAGGGACCCGACUCAGCUGAAGGGCACCUUCCUGUCGACAGCCCUGCAAAAGAGCAACAUGGGAUUUGGCUUUACAAUUAUAGGAGGCGAUGAGCCCGAUGAGUUCCUGCAAGUGAAGAGUGUAAUACCAGACGGACCUGCUGCUCAGGACGGGAAAAUGGACACAGGGGAUGUCAUCGUCUACAUUAACGACAUCUGUGUGCUCGGCACCACACAUGCCGAUGUCGUCAAGCUUUUCCAGUCCGUACCAAUCGGUCAGAGUGUGACCCUUGUGCUCUGUCGAGGAUAUCCUCUGCCUUUUGACCCGGAAGAUCCGAGUGGCGCAGCAAGUGCAUCUCUGACUCCCAUAGGUCUGGAGCACCGUCCAUUGGUGGUGAAUGGGCGCGGCAGCUACGACCCGUACCUGGAGUACCUGUCGUUGAGCUCCCAGCUUCCCCCCCAGGCUCUAGCUCAGGCCGGAGCUUCUCAUCCUGGCGACACACAUCUGGAUGGCUCAUCCUUGCCGCCCACCACACCUGGCUCGGCCUCGGCACUCACGCCUCACAACGAUAACGUGUCGAUAGGUUCUUCAGGGACUGCAGGUGUUGCCGGGGCAACAGCACAAAUGGCAGAGCUGCUAACAGUUACUAUGGUGAAAGGCGCAGAGGGAUUUGGAUUCACUAUUGCCGACAGUCCCACCGGCCAGCGCGUUAAACAGGUGCUAGAGCCCGGCUCUCAGGGGGCGUCAGGGCUGAUAGAGGGAGACCUGAUCCUGGAGGUGAACCAGCAGCCUGUUGCUGCAGCUGGACAUGGACGGGUGGUGGAGUUGCUCAAAGAGUGUCCCGUGGGAGCAGAGGCGACACUCCUAAUACAGAGAGGAGGAACAGGCCAUAUUUCUCCAUGGAAAGCUUCAAAACAGCUAACGGAGCAGUGGGACCCGCAUGGCAGCCCCCAGGCAAACCUGUCCGGCCCCGUCUUGGCUGGCACGCCCUUCCCAAACCAGCCCCAACACCGCACGUCUGUGCCCGACUCCACUGAAGGCUUUGACCUCAACAGACCGGACCCUUACGACCUUUAUGAGAAGUCCAGAGCUAUUUACGAGAGCAGACGUCCAGAGUAUGAAGAGGUUGAGGUGCACCUACUGAGGGAGAAGACAGGGUUCGGCUUUCGCAUCCUGGGGGGAGACGAGGCCGUGCAGGCUGUGAGUCCGGACGCCCGUGACAAGAUUGUUAUUGGCGCUAUAAUAGAGAACACUCCCGCUGAGCGUGACGGAAGGCUUCGACCUGGGGAUGAGCUCAUUUCUGUGGAUAAAAAUGUGGUUGCUGGAAAACCGCACAAAUACGUAAUAGACUUGAUGCACGCCGCUGCUCGCAACGGUCAAGUCAGCCUGACUGUAAGAAGGAGAGUGCUGAUGCCUGGCGAGCCUUGCCCAGUGAACGGACGCAGCCCGGGAUCAGUGUCGACGCAGCACAGCUCUCCGCGGAGUGAUGCUGCCUCGGGUUCAGGCCCUGCAGCCGCCGCUGUCCCCGUCGUCACAUCGCCCGCAGAGGGAUCUGCUCUGCAAACCAGCGAUGUGGUCAUUCACCGCAAGGAGAACGAGGGCUUCGGUUUUGUGAUCAUCAGCUCUCUGAAUCGGCCAGAGAACACCACAGUCAUCACUGUGCCCCAUAAAAUUGGACGCAUCAUUGAAGGAAGCCCCGCGGACAGAUGUGGGAAGCUGAAGGUGGGCGACCGGAUCCUGGCUGUAAACGGACAGUCCAUCAUCAGCAUGCCACACGCAGAUAUUGUCAAGCUUAUUAAAGACGCCGGACUAACAGUCACACUGCACAUCAUACCAGAGGAGGGUAAGGGUUCCCAUUCUGGACCCAGCUCAGAGAAGCAGAGCCCCAUGACCCAGAAACACAGCCCUCAGACCCAGCCCAGCUCUGUAGCCCAGCCAAACCAAGGAGUCACCCAGUCAGGCCAAAUGGCUCCUCAGCCAGGCCAAACGGCCACUCAGCCAGGUCAAGCACCUGCCCAACCUGGCCAGACACCAGUUCAGACAAACCAAACAGUGACUGCUCCUGCUGCAGCAGCAGCCGCCCAGCCUGCACCGGCCGGCACCCAGCAGAGCCCGGUCGCGCAGCCGUCUGGACUCCCACCACAGCUCUACCUCCACGACGGCAGGAGCCCGGUUAUCAGACCCUGUUCCGUGUCAAACUAUGAAAGUGUGAGUUCAUGCUUUGAUAGGUCAGAGGUUAAAGCAAGACAGGAUGUCAAACCUGACUUCCGCCAUCCUCCUUUCACCGACUAUAGGCAACCUCCUGUGGAUUAUCGCCACCCACCAGUGACUGAUUACCGCCAACCCCCGACGCUGGACUACCGACACCCUCCUGGCUUGCUGGACUUCAGACAGCACCCCGCCGCCGCACAGUUUCCUCUGGGCAUCCCUGCUGACUUCCGACCACAGGACUAUGAUUACUUCACUGUGGAACUGGAGAAGAGUACAAAGGGGUUUGGAUUCAGUAUCCGUGGGGGUAGAGAGUAUAGCAUGGACCUUUUUGUGCUGCGUCUUGCGGAGGACGGUCCCGCCAUACGAAAUGGAAGGAUGAGGGUAGGGGAUCAGAUCAUAGAGAUUAAUGGAGACAGCACUCGAGACAUGACUCACGCCCGCGCCAUUGAACUCAUCAAGGCGGGAGGCAGGAGAGUCAGGCUGCUGCUGAAGAGAGGCUCAGGACAGGUGCCAGAAUAUGACUGUGCAGGCCCCUGGGAUUCCCUUUCUACAGCCCACUCUGCCCUGCAGGAAGUAACCCUGGAGUCUCACCUGAAUCCAUCGCUCUCAUCCCAUCCAGUGUCAGCCCCAGACUCCCCUCAUCAGCACCCUCUAGAGGCCACAAUGUGCAUGACAGACACAGCUCCACUGGUGACAGACCACAGCUCCAUUAGAGGGGCUACAGGUGGCAGGUCCACCGAGCACAAAUGUAUCAUCAGAGGUCAGGGAACCCUUCAGGCAUCGGCAGAGGUAGACUGUGGACCUGGCGAAGGGCAGCCCCGGGCUUUAAAUCCCAAAGCUGGUGUUGGAAGACCCAUGGAGAGAAGAGAGAGGCAGAGGGAGACUUGCUCCCCCUACUUUGAAAGGAAGAGUCUACAAACACAGACAGUAGGCUCCGUUUGGCCCUGGGUUCCAUAUGUCAGUGUGAAUUUGAACGGAGCCUCCCUGAGCAGUGGAGAUGGACAUGUCAGCCUCCAGGAGAAGCUGGUGUCCAGAGGUCUGUUCUCCAGAGAAGACGGGAGGGCCGAUGGCCACAGUGGGCUCUGCUGUCCCUCUAAAACAACUGAAGUUCCUCCAGCAAGGAGCACGGCCGCCUCCCCAGGGCUCUGGAGCAUGCCCGGCUCCGACAAACUGCCCGGCACCCUGAGGUCCUGGACCUCCACAGUGAGCAGAUAGAACGGGAUCCUUCUGGUGUAGGUCGGAUCACAAAUGCAUGGCUCCAUUUUCAGCUCAUCAUCAGAAAAGUAUUUUGUAUGGCCCUCUCUGUCCUGUUUUCUUCAUCUCCUUAUGAACUCUUAUCUCAUGUUUUAUUUGCUCUUACAAGAUUAUGAUUACACCCACCACCUUAAAGAACAGAGAAACUUUCAAAAGUAUAAAACCCGAUGGAGAUCGUCACACGUGAACAGCGAUGUUCUUAUCACAGAUGGAGCAACAACAUUUGGUUCAGAGUGGAGAUGCGCACCUUUACCUGUUCAGCGGAGCAGGGCUUUUGCCCGGAUACUGCAGCGUGGCCUGACAUGCAACAAAAAUGGAAGACGUAUAUAUACAAGAGGUUUACUUUUGCAUCCAUUUCUCAGUGGAGUUGGAAGAUUAAGUCUGUUGAUCUGUUAAAUGGAGGAAGUGACGCUGAAAACGGACUCGAGUGACAACCCGGACAACACGAUAUAUGUUACAUGCCUACCAAUAUGAUAUACUGUAAAUGUAAAGAUGUGAAAAAUAUCUUCAUUUGGUAAACUCAGAAACAGACCUGUUGGUGUUUUUGAAGCAGUGUUGUAGUUAGAAAACAUUGUAUAAAAUUAAAAGAGAGAGUGAGAGAGAGAGAGAGAAAUAAUCAAGGCCAGUAUUUUAGAAUCACUUUCAAUGGCCUCGUCUAUAACUACAUAUCAAAGACUGCGCCAGUCACCGAACCCAGAGCGCGGAGGGAGACGGUGUUUGUGUGCAUGGCUAUGACACACCAUGUCAUUAGACAGUGACUCACCAAUCUUUUAAAAGGAAGAACAUAGAUAUCUGUGGAGCAAACAGGCUGGUAUUCACGUAAGACAAAAGUGAUUUUUCUUUUCAUCACUUUUGAAUGAAUGACUGAAAACAGCUGACUUAGUAAGAACUCAUUUUACUCCUCUGACUUAUGUACACAACCUUGAUCACAACCAUGCAGUCAUUGUGCAGAGUUAUAAUCUGUGUUGUAUUCAUUUAACACUCAAAAGGAAAACUUCUGUCCAGUCUCCCGUUUCUAUGCCUUUUACUGUGCUAAGUGUACCACAUCACUGUGGGAGCGGAGAAGAGGAGGCCGAUGGCUACGAGGUGGGGCGGAGUGCCUUACUCAAACUAAAGCAGAGCCGUUGCUCUUCUGAAUUGUUGUGGGAACUUGGUGUUCGCCCACGUCAGAAAAACUGCUGAGUUGUAGAGCCUGUUUUUUUCCUCAGAUCUUACGCCAAGCGUGAUAUAUACCUUGAUGGACUCUUCCGUAAAGCUCAUCGGUGUCAGUGAUUGAUCUUGUCUCCAAGUGGUUUUGAAGGGGGAAAACAGUAGCCUGUAGCAUCACAUCCUCUGUAGAGGUGUUUAUAAGACAAGGUUUUAUCGCAGCGGAGCACUGUUUUUGCCUUUUAAGCUUCGUCUUGUUCGCAAGAUGACGAGUUUGCAUUGUUUGCAGGCAGAACCAGUGCUCACUGCACUAGAAUCCAAGAGUUUAGAUGACCCAUGCAUCACAAAAGCAUUUAAACUUUUGUUUAAUCACUAGACCUUGUGUGUGGCAGAGAUUUGAGACAUGCUGCUAUUUAACAGCAGUACUCAAGAUGAAACCACUCUCCAUUUGGAUGUCAUCCACCUCUCUCAGCAAGUAGUUUUUGCUCUGUAUUCCAAAUGGAUCACAAGAGCUCUGUAGUUGUGGAGGACCGGCGAUGCAUUGAGACAAUUUGAAUGCAGUAUGACGACACAUCUACACUGCACUCGUAAAUUGCUGGUAAUGCAAGCCAAUGCACCUCUGAACUGGGACACUAGGAAGACCUUGUGCACCAUCCGUCACACCAGAACUGAUCUUGAUCUGCAGCAGAAAUGUAUUUUUCUGGAUGUUUCUACGCUGAAAGAGGUGCGGCUUAUGUGAAAAGCCUGUUAAAAUGUUGGCAAGGACCAUGACGACAUGCCAUUAGGCUGUAGAAAUGUGUCUACUGUUGACAGCAGAUGUCACAGAGUAUGGAAAAGCAGAGAGAAGACGUCAUCCAACCCUCCGUCAAGGCCGUCCCCCUGCUUGCCGUGACUGGUUUUGUACACAGAAAACAAAAAAAACGAAGAAACUGCUCAUUGGAACCUGUGAAGGAUGGCACGUUCAUAAAUCCCCAUUAAGAUCAAGUAUAACUGUGUAGUGUUAAUUGUGUACUAUCACCCUGUACAGCUGUAUUCCUACAAAUAUGGUUUACUGUAUCAUUGAUACUGUAGUUUCAAAGACGUGAACAACUAUUUUUAUGAAAUGCAACAGUACUGAUAUAUUACAUUUUGCUAAAAAACAAAAAACUUGUUUACUGAAAGAUAUUCUGAAAUACUGUCAAAUAAACUCUUGACAUGGUGUAAAAACUCUAGAGAUUUUUAGUUAAACUGAGGACCAGAGUUCAAACGAUGUAAAUUUAUUGAUCAAUGUGCAAAUGUUCUGAUAACAGAUUCAUUUUUCAAUGUUUACAAGACAGAAGGCAAAUAUUUUCAGGUUUUAUCUUCUUAAAUGUGCUUUUACAUGUAUGAUUUAUAAAUUGUAUUAUGGGGGGGGAUUUGAAUAGUUUGAAGAGAAAAAAAAGUAAAACCAACAUUUUGGGCUCCGCAGUUCUGCACGAAUGUUACAGUCAAGUGUUUAACCAAAAAUAUAUAAAUAAAUCAAUGCAGCCGUAGCUCAGACUAUGCUAGUUUGCGCUGGACACAGAGCACCAAUGUCAAGUUGAAGGCGGAUUAUAAUUCACAUAUCAUAUACACAAGGAAGCAAAUCUUGAUACCCCACACCGUUUUCCUUUAAAAGACCAUUCAUACCCACAGAGGUUUAUCAUUUACUGAAACUUAAACAUUUUUUACAAUGAAAGUUUCUGGAGGUCUUCAAAAUAUGAAAGAAAGAAAUAUAAAAACGUGAAGAUGAAUUAUAAAAGGCAACCUCAAGCAGGUAAACAGUCGACUGCUGUAGUUCCAACGAACCACGUUCAAGACUAAUGAUAUUUAUUUAAUCAUUGCAGCUUUCCAGUGACAGAAACAGAUAAUUAGUGGAGGUAUUGAUUACAACCCUUCACACGUGGAUGAAUAGUCACAUCCCAAUAUUUAACCCACACAAAAAAAAAAAAAAAAAAAACA
Cololabis saira (Pacific saury) is the source of this 8084-nucleotide messenger RNA. Its product is annotated as membrane-associated guanylate kinase, WW and PDZ domain-containing protein 2-like. NCBI's taxonomy places the organism in Eukaryota, Metazoa, Chordata, Actinopteri, Beloniformes, Belonidae. Gene Ontology annotation, molecular function: beta-1 adrenergic receptor binding; signaling receptor complex adaptor activity; type II activin receptor binding. Gene Ontology annotation, cellular component: dendrite; cytoplasm. Gene Ontology annotation, biological process: signal transduction; receptor clustering. Bases 270 to 4940 code for a protein of 1556 amino acids. The record is from RefSeq and is a predicted model, not a curated record. The transcript has 23 exons.